Messenger RNA from Marchantia polymorpha subsp. ruderalis, 3692 nucleotides. NCBI's taxonomy places the organism in Eukaryota, Viridiplantae, Streptophyta, Marchantiopsida, Marchantiales, Marchantiaceae. The record is from the annotation of a GenBank genome assembly.
CGUGUCGAGAGAGGGGAUGUCGAAUUGUCGGGUCAGCCUGUAGGUUUUACUGAUCUGCCAGCGCAAUGAGUGCAUUGAAUUGAGGCUCGAGCGAAACCUGUCUCUCGGUUCGGUCCAGAGAAUUGCUUGCGGCACAAUGUGCGCACGGGGUCUGGUGUCAUUUCGGAAUUGUCUCGGACGAUUUGUCGUCGACGUCGAUUCGGGAUUGUUUUUACGUUUAUCUACGUCGAGGCUCGAGUCGUCGGGAGAUCGGCAUUUGCCCUCGCGGUAGAAUGCGUGAAACAGUGCCUUAACUCUUUUUACGUGGCUACACUUGAGUAAUCGGUUCCCCGGGGCCUUGUCUCUUGGUCAUUCGCGAAGGCCCCUUUCCCACGACAACUUCUCUGCGCGGAGCUCCUGUGCGGCAGGAGCUCGAGCUGCAAGCCAUGGCGGAAGCUCUGAUGACUGUACGAAGCUCUCCUCAUUCUGCAGGUCUUGUCAAUUCCAGGCCCGCGAUGGCUGCCGUUUGUAGACUAUCCAACCUUGCAAUUCUGGUCGAACCUGCCGGCUCACGUGAUUUUCCGACUUUAACGAAUGGCACCAGUGAAGGGGUUUGUCGUAGAGGAGUGAGGUCUCGUGUAGAGCCGAGUAUGAGGUCGAUGAUCUGCGAAGCGCAUGCUCGGAGCGGAGGACUGGGAAGUGGUUGCAUCUCUGGAUGCUGCAGCCUUCCCUCCUCGAGUGCAACAUUUCAAGCGCUGCACGAAAGAACUGGCGGUAGGGGGAAUAAUUAUCUGGGAGUGCUCAGGAAGGAAAAGAGCCCCAUGCUGAAGGUUAACUCGGUUCGAUGUGGUGGUGCAUCUCCUUCUGAUGUUGGCGGCGAGCGAAGAUUGAGUCGUGGGGGUAGACGAUUCAGGCUUCAGUCGAAGAAGGACGUUGGAACCAGCAUCCGGAACGAAGACGACGAGAUGGACUUUGCAGGGUUCGCUCGUGGACGACCUAGAGCCAGAGCCGGAAGGAAAAAGUCAGGAAAGGUUAAGGCAUUCUGGAAGUGGGGAGACAAUGACAUGGGUGCCGAAUUAUCGGAGGCAGAAGAGGUAGAGGCAGAGCUCAUGGGACCUUUGAAUUCAAUUGGCGACUUUACCCGGUUUAUGGAUAAUGGCGAUAAUGGGGCCGAGCUUCAAACAGCUAUUGUCACAUACAGAAAACCAUUUCCCUGGAAUUUGAUCUCCAACACGCAGGUGGACCUAGUGGCCGCAGUGCACAUAGCGGACGAGAAAUUUUUUAGAAACCUCCAGGAAGAACUCGCUUCGUACGAUCGCGUUCUUUAUGAAAUGGUGGCUGAUAAAAACCCCAAGCUUACCAACAGAAACGCGAAGUACAGAUGGAGGCCUUCAAAGCGACGAGGUCGGAGCGGUUUUAGCAUUAUAGGGACAAUUCAGAAACUUAUGGCACGGGUAUUGACUUUAGAUUUCCAGCUUGAGUGCAUGGAUUAUAGAAGAGACAAUUGGUUUCAUGCAGAUCUCGACUAUGAGACCUUCCAGAAACUACAGAACGAGCGAGGCGAGACCUUUUUCUCGUUCGCAAGAGAUUUGACGGAAAUUUCCACGAAGACAGUUAUGAGGAGCUUAUCCGUCUCAUCUGAGUUGGAGCCCUGGAGGUCGAAGCUGCUAUGGGUAGCGCGUGUAUUCCCUAUGCCUCUACUCGGAUUGGUGGUGAUUGAAAGUGUAUGUGCUCCUUCGGAUGCACCUCUGAAUAAAUCCCCCGAGAUGAAAGCUUUGUUAGAGCUCGACUUGGCAUCUGCGUUGAAAGUGUACCUGGCCAAGCAAAUUACAACAGACUUGACAUCCGAUGCAUCAUCACUCGUGGAGAACUCGGUUAUCAUCGGGGAGCGGAACAGAGUCGCUAUGGAAGAACUCCAAGAAGCUAUGCGAGAAGGCUGCAAGAAGAUUGCCAUAUUUUACGGCAGUGGCCAUCUUCCUGAUAUGCAUACUCGAUUAACGAGGGACUUCGGUCUAGAAGCGAGGGAUAUCCAGUGGCGAACCGCAUGGUCCAUUCAGAGCCGGAAGACGAUUCGGGAAGGAGCUCUCACCAAUUUUCUUGGAUAUUUGGCCAGAGUUUCCGGUUGGCCACUGAAUAGGUACCAAACCUUGGCUCUGUUAUUCCUCUCUGGAGUUUUGGCCGUGGAUUUAUGGUUCUGGGAACUUUUCUUGGGUGCCAUCAACGACUAUGCCCAGCAAACAGUUGUGUUAGUAGUGAACCUUUUAGAAAGAGGUUGGGAUCUCUGAGAUGCUUUCUCUUCGUCCCUGGAAAGAUUUGAGUAUUCUUCUUAGUUAAACGGAAGGCCUCGUAGCGGGACCUUGAAUUUUCAGAAAGACACAGCAGGAAGUGUACACUCCUCUGUGGCACUGAAGAGUACUUAUUCGGGUCAUCUGUCCUUUGAGCUUCGUCUAUCAGCAACACCAAAUGGGGCCACACUACUGGCGGAGGCAUCGCAUGAUUGUACAGUUCUUGUAAACACACGCUUGUUGGGUUCGUCCCGCAUGAUCCUAGAUUCACGUCAGUGUGAUUGUCACAUACAUUGUCAAGCUUAAGGUUGAGAUCUUCAACCGCUGCAAGAAAUUAAUUCCAGGAAUGAAGAGUUCGCCGUUGGCAGAUUUUGCUCAUGAGUGCCCGCCUUCUCCUCGAUGUUUCUCACUUCCAACAUCUGGCCUUGUGCAUUUUGUCAUUGCUGUAAUCGUGUUUUCUGGGGUGGGCUCUAGGUCAAUACAUCCUUGCCUCGAAUAUAUUUCGGGAUCGGUAUCAUCCGCUGGCAAGGCAUAUAUUGAACAGACUGUGUCUCGAUGCCUGUCAACGACUCUAAGCCCGAAACCUCCUCCUCGUCCGCCGAGCUCUUUCUGUACGCCAGAGGUCAGCCACUUGACUCCGCGAAGUCUUUCGAGUCACCGCUUGGGCAGCGAAGUCGUCGAGGAGGAAGGACGAUCUGCAAUGGUCGUACUAACUGUUUCACGUUGACCUUCGCGUUGAGUGAUCUAGACCUGGUUGUCAAUUCGCCCGUCCUCCGUGAUACUCUCUAUUCUCCUUGGGAAACAUAGCUCCGAUAUCUGGCCAAACAGGGCAUCCGCCAUGUUCCUAGAUUCUCGGUGCCUGAAUCUCUCGUUGUUGUACACGAUGUGUGAGAUUCUCGGGUUCGUCAACUCCGAUCGAAGUGAACAAUCGAGCUGAAAUCUGAAGGAUCUCCAGCGAUACUCGACAACGGGAAAAGACACCGUUGUGAAAAUAUCCGCAACAGAGUCAAACCGGAACAGCGGCAGGCUGUACCCGGUUUGAACGGACGCGCCUCCAUCCAUCCAUUCAUACAUCCAUCCAACCAUCAAUUAAUUCAUCCACCGUCGCACGAGGCUCCAGAACCGGAAACCAAAUCGCUGACAGACGGAAAGCGACAUCCCCAAACAGGACGCUCGGAACUGCCCCCCCGUGGUACCGUCCUUCACGUACGGAGCACGAGCAGUAAGUCCUUCACGGAGGCAGGCACCGGCACGCCCCCCGGUAACCUGAAGCACGAACCGGGUCAAACUCCCGAGCCCCAGCCUAACCCGCCGUCCCCACAAUGCCACCCCGGCGAUAUUAUCUUGAACGAUUCACGGGCCCGGGGGAGAUCCACCGGGAGCUGCGAGCCGGGGGACCGGGGACGGGCCCACUCUAAGAAGACUUCG